CUGUCGCAAUAAAAUAAUCGUGAUAUUUUGGGUGACUAAUUGUCCCCAGACAUCGUAUGCUACCCACAUAAACAGUGUCAAACUCACUUAGAAAUCUCAGAAGAAGUCAAAGAUGGGAUGUAUUAUCGGAUCCUUGGCUGGGACGGCUGCUUGCUGCUGUGGAAGUGCAGCAUGUGGGUUGUGCUGCGCAGCAUGUCCGUCGUGCAAGAACUCCACGGCAGCCAGAAUUGGUUACGCUUUCAUGUUGCUGAUAGGAUCAAUUGUUGCUAUGAUUAUGCUGGCACCAGGCCUUGUACAGCAGUUGGAAAAGAUACCAGGCCUGUGUAAGGAAUUCAUAACAGGUGAAUCGAAUAAGAGAUGUGAAGACUUGGUAGGGUACCUGGCAGUGUACCGUGUUUGCUUCGCUAUGGCCGCCUUCUUCUUCCUCUUCAUGCUGAUUAUGUUAUGUGUUAAGAGUUCGAAGGAUCCAAGAGCCAAAAUUCAGAAUGGGUUUUGGUUUUUCAAAGUCCUCAUCAUGGUUGGUAUUUGUGUGGGAGCCUUCUUCAUCCCAGGCACUGGACAGUUUUCCACUGCCUGGCUUUACAUUGGGCUCGUUGGAGCGUUUCUCUUCAUCAUCAUUCAGCUGAUUCUAAUCGUGGACUUCGCUCAUGGAUGGAACGAGAAGUGGGUGGAUAGAUAUGAAGAAACAGAGUCUAAGGCGUACUGUUGUGGUCUGGUGUUUUUCACGGGCCUCUUCUAUGUUCUCACCAUCACCGCUGUUGUUCUGUUCUACGUCUACUACGCUUCACAUGCCGACUGCACAAUCCACAAGUUCUUUAUCAGUUUCAACCUGAUCCUGUGUAUUCUGAUCUCCAUCAUUGCUAUCCUCCCUCGAGUACAGGAAGCCCAGCCCCGUUCAGGUCUGCUUCAGGCUGCUCUAAUCAGCCUCUACGUCAUGUACCUCACCUGGUCAGCCAUGUCCAACAACCCAAACAGGAACUGCAACCCUACAUUCCUGAACAAAACUGGUGACUCUGUGCCCAACAGUCAGGGGGAUGGGGUAAAGGCUGGGUUUGACGGGGAGAGCAUCAUUGCUGCCCUCAUCUGGCUCUUUGCUGUCCUCUACUCCAGUAUUCGCACUUCUAGUAACAGUCAAGUGGGCAAACUGACACUGUCAGAGAAAACCAUUCUCCAGACUGAUACAGGAACUGGAAGCAGCAGCUCAGAGGACAAAGAGAAAGGACAAAACGUGUACGACAAUGAAGAGGAGGGCGUGGCUUACAGCUAUUCAUUCUUCCACUUCAUGCUCGCGUUGGGCUCCCUGUAUAUUAUGAUGACUCUGACCAACUGGUACAAGCCAACAUCUGACUUCAAGACCCUGAACUCUAACUACCCGUCUAUGUGGGUGAAGAUUGCUUCAAGCUGGGUGUGCAUCCUCCUGUACGUCUGGACCUUAGUUGCCCCGAUCAUUCUUCGCAAUAGAGAGUUUGCCUAAAGGGGUACAACUCUGGCUUCUCAAGGAAAUCGAUUGAGAUAAGAUUUGUCUUGGGACUCAAAUGUACUGGUGAAAUUGUUUUGUUCCUUGUCUUAUUUUUGGUCCAGAAUGAAUUAAAUCUGGGUUUCAUAUUGAUUAUUCCCACCUGUAAUGAUUAAAGUAAAAAUCUUCCUCAUCUGAUUUUUUUUUUUUUUGAAUGACCUCUGAUUAAAAAAAACAAAAAAAGUUGCCAGCAGUGUUGGGUCUGGAAAGCCAACUGGUGGUGUUUUUAUUUAUUCAUUUGUGUUUUUUCAUUUUCUGCGAGAAAAAAAGUGAUGUUUAAGUAUACUGAACAAUGUAUCAGAUUCUUUUGCAAAUAACUUUCUUUUCUCUGUAUAAAAUAACAUAAACUGUAAAGCGUAAGUAGGAAGGUCUGCCAGCAACCUGUGGAUGGUCGUGGGUUUCCCCCGGGCUCUGUCCGGUUUCCUCCUACCAUAAUGCUGGCCACUGUCGUAUAAUUGAAAUAUUCUUGAGUACAAAUCAAAUAAAUAAAUAAAUAGAUUGUCAAGUGCUUUUUAAAAGCACUUUUAGGUCUUAAGAUUUAGCAGGAAAGGACCCAGGCUGCAGCACUUGUUAGAGAUUUUAUACAUAAACUACUCUAUAAAUACAACAAUAUGAGAUAUCCCCUGUAAAAUGCCGUGUUUUUAGUGCUUGUGGUUGCCCCAGUGUGAUUCCAAUGCUUUGUGUACAGCUGGGCAAAAUGUGUUGGUCAGCUGAUGCAAAGCCUGUGACUUUCAAAUUUUAAUGAACACUGUUGGCUUACAUUUUAUGUGACAAACAUUGUAAAUAAUGCUAGAUGAUGCAUGUGUUUCUGUACAAUAUUGGGAGUUAAGUGGGAGUGGAGUGUAUGGUAAUGGUUGGUUUUUUAAAAGCAAAGGUAAUGUUAGAACCGGAAUGAAAGUUAAGAGGUGUAAUGUAUUUCGUCCAAAGUUUAGCAUUUUUCAGGUGAUACAUUAAUUCUGAUUGAUUCAUGCAACUUACAGGG
Molecule: messenger RNA, 2498 nt
Organism: Liolophura sinensis
Lineage: Eukaryota; Metazoa; Mollusca; Polyplacophora; Chitonida; Chitonidae
Product: serine incorporator 3-like
Exons: 12
Coding region: 113-1474 (453 amino acids)
Cellular component (GO): membrane
Source: RefSeq, a predicted model, not a curated record